Ruditapes philippinarum (Manila clam) is the source of this 1599-nucleotide messenger RNA. RefSeq lists its product as uncharacterized. The record is from RefSeq and is a predicted model, not a curated record. The coding region runs from base 178 to 696 and encodes 172 amino acids. Lineage: Eukaryota; Metazoa; Mollusca; Bivalvia; Venerida; Veneridae. The transcript is spliced from 3 exons.
UUUUAUUUCAAUUUUAAAGUUUAGAAAGUGCAUAAUUAUGCGUCACAAAACGGAAAACGUUUCAUGAGUGGAGUAAUGAAUAAUUUUAUAAUAUUUCAUGAUUUACAUUAAGUUGCAGGUGUUGGUGUUGCGUGAAUGUUUUUAUAGAAGCAAGUCUCAGUGUAACUUACUAUCAUAAUGGAAGAUGGAAUUAUCCCUGUUCGGAAUGUAAAUAAACCUGGCGUUAUUAGAUUACCAAAGAGAUAUGAACAAUUUGUAAAAGAACCAACGUAUCAUGUCUCAAACAGGAAGUCGAACAUUACACGUGCAAAAGAUGAAAAAGAAAACAACCAGUUACAGGACAUGUUGCAAGCUAUAAUGUGGAUAAAGCAAGAACUAGUUUUGCUGAAACAACAUGACAUUUUACUUAAAAGACAAUUUUGUGAUAUACAAGACACAAUAAAUACUCUGAACAAGGUUAGGAAAUACAGAAAACUUCCUGUAACUGAUUCAAAUACAAGUCUUCAAUCUGCAGAAGGAAAUGAAUUAGAAAUGGACAAUUAUUCUGUACGUUCCGCGUCAAGUGUUACGGCAUUAACCAGCACAGAUUCGGAUUCCGAUGAGGACGAAUUAGCUCGUCCUCGUACAUGCUCAAUGAUGACAACGCGGGAUCUAACAGCUCUCGCGAGACGACGAGGAAGCAAGGAAAUGAUAUAAAUCCUGAAUUCAGAAUAAAAUUCAAUAAUAACAAAAAUAAGUCUAUCUUGCAUUUUUAUUUUAAAUAACACUUUGCAUAUUAUGUGAAUGACACAUGUAAGUAUGUAUUUAACAGUUAUGUUACGACAAAAAAACUCUUCUUUUGUAUGUGAAUAUUUCUUCUUGCGAACGAAUAAUUCAUGCUGUAAUUCAAACUAUACAAGUUUCAAGCUAGACGAAAAAUUAUUCAAAUAAGUAAUAGCAUAUUAUUUAUUGAUUGCUAAUAUAGCCUAUGUUUAUCGUAAAAAAUGUUGGGAAUGAAAUCAACAUCAAAACAAUUGGUGGAAAAGAAUUCAGUUGGCCAAGGCAUUUUAUAAAAUCGUUUAUUUGCCGACCCAUUUAAUAUGCCAUCGAAAAUUAAAACAAAUAUCCUUCUAGGAGAACGCUUAAUUAAUGAAUAUGGUUAUAAACAGGAGUCUUGCAAGAGAACAAGGGAACGCUUAAUUUAUGAAUAUGGUCUUGCAAGAAGACAAAAUUCCUUCUUGGGGAACGCUUAAUUUAUGAAUAUGGUUAUAAACAGGAGUCUUGCAAGAGGAGUUAUAAUAGCUUAGUAGAUAUUUCAGAAACAAAGUCGUGUGACGGUAUUGUGGAAUUUAGCACCAUAUUAUAAUCAGGUGAUAAACAGAUGACAAAAUAGCAGUGAAAUGUGUCGCCUUAAAUUGAACCUACAUUAACGUUCACUUGAAGUUCUAAUCUAAUAAGUAAGCUGAAAUAUAUAUACAUUGAACUGGACAAAAACAAGAAGAAAAUUCCCAUGUGUUUAAGCCGACUAACAGUGUUAUUAAAGAAAUAAAAAUGUAAUAUGAGUACAUAUAUUCGGGCGAAUGGGCAACUUUAUUGGUCCUCUGAAUAACAAAAAAUUAA